AUGCAGUUUCUAAAUCUUCCCCAAGAAAUCACACAGCACAUUAUUGAGUUUGUCCCUGACGAUGACUUGGCAGCUCUCGAAGGUGUAUCCCGAGAACUAAAUAGGCUCACCAAUGAUCCCUUGCUGUGGCGAGGGCGGUGUCGCCGUUUUAAAUACUGGGAAAGCAGCUGGCACCAAUAUCCAACAGGCCCUAGCGGUCAAUAUCAAGCCUUACAAAGUUGGAAAAGGGUCUUCUUCCGAAGAAUAAAGCUUGAUCGAGAGGCUCGGAGACUGUUAGAGAAGAUCGUCAUUAGCCCAUCGAAACGCAUCAGAUAUACCGAGAAAAUAGCGGCUUACGGAUACGACGUGAAGGAUUAUCUCAUCAAGCAAUUGGAGACACCAGAGUCGGCAAAUGAUUGGUUGGCAAGGCGAUUCCACGCCAGCUCGACUCUAUCCUAUAUUCAUAGGCAGCGGGCCAUCCGCUGCUGGUCUACGUUAUUGACGACUCAUGAGGCAUCCCUAGAGAUUGCGAUAUCUAGUUUUGAUCUCUUUGUUAUAGACAACUUCGCCUUCGACAACGAACAAAUCCAAAACUUACUCACAGCUACGUGCGAUGAUAUUAUUCACUCACAGAGAGACUUUCCCGGCCGGUCUAUCCAGGAAAAGGCUAUCGGGAUCGUCAGCUACAUGCGAUCCCAAGGGUUUCUUGGGUGUCCCCAGGAAAAUUUUCACGACCUUGUAAAUUGCUUCAUUGGCGUUUCUAUGAGAACUACGAAAAGAACUCUGCCAAUAACAUCCUGCAGCAUCUUCUGCUCACUAGCAAAUCGACUCGGGUUAGAAGCUCGCCCUUGCGCAUACCCCUACCAUGUUUACGCACUCGUCCGCGAGACCGAAUCCUCACAUUUUUAUGUUAACCCCCACGACAGUGUAGACAUAGUACUCCAGCCAGAACUAGAAAGGAGGCUCGAGGAAAUUGGUGUCACUAUAACAUCAGAAACCAUUAGCAAGUACUUGCAUCCUGCGACGACAAAAGAAUUGGUUUUGCGAAAUGCCAGAAACAUUCUCAGAAAUACACCCCGCGCGCGGCGUCAACUCGUCGAUGACCAGCUAGAACUAAGUAUCAACAUAGAUGCUGCAGAAUACGCGGCUUUAUUUGCCAUUGCGCUGCUAUCAAACACAUGGACGACCCGUAUAUUGGAGCCGUUGUGCCGCUGCCUUCAGGAGUCCUUUCCCCUUGACGUUGGCCUGAUCGAAAAAUAUAUUGUGCCAUUAGCUAGCCCUAGUUCGCGACCAGCACGCCUCCUUCAAACAAUUUGCAUUGCUUUGCGGAACGAAGACGGGAUGCUCCGAAAACCAAAAUUGCGAUCUUUGGCAGAGAAUCGUGGGGUCCUUUUCCGCAUUGGCACUAUAUUCAAACAUAGAAGAUACAACUACCAGGCAGUUAUAACGGGGUGGACAAUCAACAUGGCGUACGAAGGCUUGGAUAUAGAGGAGGGUGAGCUCCAGAAGGGCCUGAUGCAACCUUUUUAUCGAGUUAUGGUAGACGACCUUUCCAUCCGAUACGUCGCGCAAGAAAAUAUCUUAGAACAGCACCCCGUGUCCGCAGGUCGACUGUGCAAUAUUCUGGCUGGAAAAUACUUUCAGCGGUUCAACUCCCAAGACGGCCGCUUCGUAUCUAACAUGAAAGAGGAGUAUCCAGACGACUGA
Messenger RNA from Orbilia oligospora ATCC 24927, 1686 nucleotides. RefSeq lists its product as uncharacterized. The transcript has 5 exons. NCBI's taxonomy places the organism in Eukaryota, Fungi, Ascomycota, Orbiliomycetes, Orbiliales, Orbiliaceae. Bases 1 to 1686 code for a protein of 561 amino acids. Gene Ontology annotation, molecular function: protein binding; DNA binding. The record is from RefSeq and is a predicted model, not a curated record.